Molecule: messenger RNA, 3396 nt
Organism: Cordyceps militaris CM01
Lineage: Eukaryota; Fungi; Ascomycota; Sordariomycetes; Hypocreales; Cordycipitaceae
Product: striatin Pro11
Exons: 6
Coding region: 1-3396 (1131 amino acids)
Molecular function (GO): protein binding
Source: RefSeq, a predicted model, not a curated record
AUGGGCCCCAACGUUGGAAAUGGCUUCGGCGGCAUGGAAAUGGGGCCUACGAUGCAGAACAAUGGCCCCAACGUACCCCAAGCGACAGAAUACACCCUGCAGGGCGUUAUGCGCUUCCUCCAGACCGAAUGGCACCGUCACGAGCGCGACAGAAAUGCGUGGGAGAUUGAGAACCAGGAGAUGAGGUCCAGGAUAGCCAACCUCGAGGGACAGGCACGACGCGCCGAUGCUACGCAAAAAGCCCUGCGCAAAUAUGUCGCCAUUCUUGAGCGCAAGGUCAAGGACCAGACUGCCCAGCUCAAGGGCACAAACCCAGACAAUACGGCCGACACUGAUGCCAAAAAGGACCGCGAUGCCAAAAUCAAAGAAAAAUUGCACGGAAUUCCAGAGAAACAGCCAGUCCCUGGCGUCGACGGGGUAGAAAUCGAGCGUACCGACGACGACGCACACAGGCAAGAACUCAAGACUUUCCUGGACCAGUGCCAAUCCGAAUUCAUGUACCUCAUGAUUGCACCAGCGAAUCCGUUACCCCCGAGAGACUCACCGCCUCUACCUAUGAUGGAGGACUUGCGCGAGGUCGACCCGUACGGGCUUGGUCCGCCUCAAGAUGCCCGGCAAUUUCAACUAGCUUCACGACCUGCUCAGAACCACGUCCAGGAAAUGAAUUCGAGGCAAAAUCCAGCUAGCGGCACGACAGUCUCGAUGCACGAUCCGUCAUCCAGCUUCAGCCAGAAGCCCUCGGACUCGCAUCCGCAGGUCAUGGUCCGCACAGAGGAGCAGCCGCAAUAUCGGAAUUCCAACGACUGGCCGGCCCCUAUAUCCGUCUCUAUGAGAGCUGUCAACGAUGACUCUGUUGGCGCCUCACAAGCUGUUGAGACUUUGCACGAAUCCGAGAGCCGCGAGCGAACGCCUGCACCACCAGACUCGGACGGGUGGGAUUUUUCUGAGGGCGCGCUGCCCGACACUGCCCAGGCCCGCAACCCCUCUACCUCGAACCGUCCGGACACAGACGUGUUUCCCCACGCAGACUACAUGCCGAAAUCGCCCGGUCGCGUGCCUGGCAGCCAGCGCCGAAAGAGUUCCCUGUCGAGGCGCCGGAGCAGCGAACAAGAACUAAGCCUUGCUUCGCAAAAGGCAGACAGCGGCAACUUUAAGCUGCGAUUUGGGCUGCGCGGCCACCUCAACACUGUGCGCACCGUCAUCUUCUCUGGCGGUGGCAGUCCCGGCGAGCCGGAGAUCUGCACCGCCGGCGACGACGGCAUGAUUAAGCGAUUCCACAUCCCGCGACUCGACACGCAUUCCGGCAUGGGCCAUGGCGCCUCUGAUCUCGACGUCAUUGCCAACUUUACCCACCGCGGUCACAACGGUGCCGUUCUCUCCCUCACAUCGUGGUCGCCAGCACCCAACUUUUCCACAGGCGGCCGCGCGCAAGGCGAUGGCUGGAUCUUCUCGGGCGGCCAAGAUGCCUCGAUCCGCGUUUGGGAGCGCGGCCGGGUGGAUCCUAAAGCGACGCUCGAAGGUCACACCGAUGCUGUAUGGGCCUUGUGCGUCCUGCCCACGACUCUAGGGGCCAUAUUCGGCAACACGAGCCAGUUUGGCACGCCCGACCGCUUAUUGAUUGUGUCGGGUGCGGCCGACGGCACCGUGCGCCUGUGGUCCGUCAGCGCCCCGCCGCAGCUCACCUCGCCGCAGCCGGGCGGCUCCAACCGAGGCGUGGCCGGCCGCCGUGUGCGCGGCAACUCCAUGAGCUCAGGCAGCGGGUUCCCCAACUCGCCGCAGCCCAGCACGGCGUCCAACUCGCCCUUUCACCAGACGCUGGUGCACAUCAUCACACGCCCCGACGGCGCCACCACAGCCAGCCCGACGAGCAUCGCGCCGCUCGGCCCCGCGGGCGACACCUUUGUCGUGGCGUACGCCGACGCCGCCGUGGUGGUCUACGACACGCGCACGGGCGAGCAGGUCGGCCAGAUGGACAGCAUGGAGACGUACGACGGUACGGAAAAGACGAGCGUCAACGCCGUCGUCGCCACGACCAUGGGCCUCGACCAGGCCAGCAACCAGCACCACAGCGGGAAGAUUCAUGAGGACGAAUCGGGCGGCGGCGGGCCCACGGGCGGGCGUUCCAUGGCAGGCAGCGGCGUGGAAGGCACCAUUAUCACCGGCCACGAGGACCGCUUCGUGCGGUUUUUCGAUGCCAACAGCGGCCAGUGCACGUACAACAUGCUCGCGCACCCCGACGCCAUCUCCAGUCUGUCGCUCAGCCCCGACGGGCGGGAGCUCGUCAGCGCGGGGCACGACGCGUCGCUGCGCUUCUGGAGUCUGGAGAAGCGCUCAUGCGUGCAGGAGAUUACGAGCCACCGCGUCAUGCGCGGCGAGGGCGUUUGCGCGUGCGUCUGGAGCCAGGACGGCAAGUGGGUGUGUACAUCAUGGUUGAUGAGCAAAGCCCAUCCAAUGUACAACACGCCCACUUCAUAUAUCCUCUCACGGCCCAUGACCAGCUCAACUGGCCUCCUCGGGCUUCUUCUCCCCAUCGCCCCCCUCGUCCACCACAAUCACCACUUUACCAAACCCCUUGCCCUCCUUGACAUAUGCCAGCGCCUUGCCCGCCUCAGCAAACGCAAACGUGCGAUCCACGACCGGCCGGAUGCCCCUGCUCUCAUAAAACGCCAGGGCCUCCUCGAGACGAUCGCGGCCGCCGUUGAGCACCCCCUUGAUGGUGACGCUGCGCGCCAGCGCCAGCGCAUUCACAUCCAUCCUGUGCAGCGUGGGCGUCUUGCCGUCCCCGCCGCCGUCGUCCCCACCGCCGCCGCCGGGGACGGCGCUGCUGCCGCCCCCCAAGCAGUUGAUGACGCCGCCAAACGCGACGCACUUGAAGCUCUUGCGCAGCGUGCGCGCGCCGUCUCCCGUCUCGAAGAUGACGUCUGCGCCACGCCCGUGCGUCGCGCGGAGCACGUCGCCCUCCCACGCCCAGUGCGUCUGGUAAUUCACAACGGCGUCGGCGCCGAGCUCGUCCCUGGCCCUGCUGCCCAGCUCGUCCGUGGGGGCGGUCACGACAGCCGUCCAGCCGGCCGCCUUGGCAAUCUGCAAGCCCGCGAGCGCCGUGGCGCUCGUGCCCUGCAGCAGCACCGUUCCGCCCACCACCAGAGGCCGCAUCCAUUGAGGCUCACAGCCGACAUCUUGACUAGCACCUCGCCUUCUUGGGGUGUCGGCAGCGCGGCCUCGACGAGCGUCAGCUUGCCGACGCCGUCCAUGGCUGUCGUCCACUGCUUGUUCUUGGGUGCGGCGACGUGCACCCAAUUUCUGCGAAUGGAAUCCGGAUGGGGUGCCGCAGCCCUGUCCUCUGUUGGUUUUGGUAUUGUCAUUGUAUCAAAUUGCGUUGAUAUAGAGUUGGAUUGA